This is a messenger RNA of Chelmon rostratus (copperband butterflyfish), 2120 nucleotides long. RefSeq names its product PRELI domain containing 3 (gene prelid3b). Gene Ontology annotation, molecular function: phosphatidic acid transfer activity. NCBI's taxonomy places the organism in Eukaryota, Metazoa, Chordata, Actinopteri, Chaetodontiformes, Chaetodontidae. Gene Ontology annotation, cellular component: mitochondrial intermembrane space. The transcript is spliced from 6 exons. The coding region runs from base 101 to 682 and encodes 193 amino acids. The record is from RefSeq and is a predicted model, not a curated record. Gene Ontology annotation, biological process: phospholipid transport.
ACGUGGUUCGCCUAUUUCAGUCACAGUGGUUGUAGCUCCUUACCGGCUAAUUCACCCCUUCACUUUCCGGCAUCCCCAGCAUCGGUCAGCUAGUUAAAUCAUGAAGAUCUGGACAUCAGAGCACAUAUUCAAUCAUCCUUGGGAGACGGUGACCAAGGCUGCUAUGCAGAAGUACCCCAACCCCAUGAACCCCAGUGUGAUCGGAGUGGAUGUUUUGGACAGAGGCAUCGACAAACAGGGACGCCUCCAUAGUAAAAGACUACUCAGCACUGAGUGGGGUCUUCCAUCUAUAGUGAAAUCUAUCAUUGGUAACACACGGACAUACACAUAUGUGCAGGAGCACUCGGUUGUGGAUCCCAAAGAGAAGAUUUUCGAACUUCAGUCCUCAAAUAUCACUUUCACAAACAUGGUGUCUGUGGAUGAAAGGUUAACGUACAAACCACACCCUGAGGAUCAUGAGAAAACAGUACUGACUCAGGAGGCAAUCAUCUCUGUGAAAGGAGUCAGUCUCAGCAGUUACUUGGAAGGAGUUAUGGCCAGCACCAUCUCUACUAAUGCUGGAAAGGGCCGUGAAGCCAUGGAGUGGGUAAUCAGGCGACUGAAUGCAGAAAUUGAGGAGCUGGCAGCCACAGCACGCGGGACCAUACGUACGCCCAUGGCUGCUGCGGUCACUGAGAAAUGACACCCACCUCUCUUUUCCAGCAGAGUCUGACAGAAACUGCACACCGGUACAACCAGUCUCCCUUUAUGGUGCUCUAGUGUUGUUUUGGUGCUCUGGUUUUUUUUUUUUUGUCUUAUGUAAGGGCAUAAUUCAUCCAUCUCACAUACUUUACUAUCUACAUUAGAUAUAUUUUUAACACCAAGCAGCAACAUAAAAGGAUUCUGUGGAGAGUUUUCAGGUGAUGCUGCCUGACAGGACUGCAGUGAUGAGAGACUUGGGGAAGAAAAGUGGGUGGCACGUUCAGGAUCAAGACCACUGUUAUCUGUGGGUUUGGAAACAUGUAGAAUUAUCAAAGAGGUAUCAGAGGCACUGGAUGAACUGAAAUCACAAGAAAAGUGCCAAAGCAGACACACCACUUUGUGUCCAGACCCUUAAAAGUACCUUUGCCAGACCUCAGAAUGCCAGCAAGUCUCCUCUGGCAUGAGCUGCUAUGAGCAAGACCGUUAUGGUGAGAUAUGUAGACAUGGUUGUAAUAUGAUGGCAGAAAACGGUGCCUUUUGAGGCGUGGGUCAAGUGCAAUGCAUGUCAGGGGUAUGUGGAAGUGGUUUUAGGUGUCAGAAAGUAAAUGGUUGCGUUAACACAGCCAUCGACAGUGGCACAGUGAAAUGUUUCACUGUCAGGUUAAUUUUGUAAAAAGGUUGUCUCCUCAACAAUGUUCUCUUGCGGGACCUCUAAUAACAUGACACUCUGUACCAGGCAACGUAUGUGAGCCUGAAUAAAACUGCAUUUUGUUAAUAUGUGAUAACUAAUAUUGUUAUUAAAAUGUUUAAGUGAAAUGACGGGAUCAAGAUAAUUGCCAUAUUUAUAUUCAGUAGAAGACCUUCUCAAAAGCUACAUUAGUAUAACUUAGGUUGGAAAUUGGAUGCGUGGAGAUGAGCAAAACGGUAAAAACUUGUAGUUACAUUCUGUACCUGAACAUGUUUGCUGAAGUCAAACAGUUUUAUCAAUGCACACAAGACUACCGUUCCCCAGUUAAAACAGUCCUCACAGCAUGUCCUCUCAGCGUAAAGGCUGAGACCUACGCAUCAACUUCUAUUUGCACUUACAGAAUUAAAAAAAAGAAAAGCUGCUACACAAUCUGAGGGUGCUGGUAACCUGUGAAUAUUUUGGUAUCACUGUUGGACAGGUUAAAUGGUUACAGUUUGCAUUUGAGAAGGUCUUCAUGUAACACAGCAGUGUGGUGAUGGUGAAAACUUUAGUUUCUUUUAAUAUAUAUAUAUUUUUGUACUUGUAACAGGAUUAUUUAUUUAGAGAAAUUGUUGGUUAUGAAGUAGUGAAUUGUGAUAUCACAUCCUUAGUUAGAAAUUCUAAUUUGUUUAUUUUGUGCCUGGAGAAAAAAAGGUUUCACCAACUGCAGAAUGUGACAAUAAAAUAAAGUAUUUUUACCUGUUAAACUGAA